AGUGUAGAGACUCCCCUUCCACUUUCUUCCUUCUUUCUCAUAGCUAACUUUUGAGAUAUUUUUGCCACUCUGCAUCUUUGCACCACCCUUUUCGUUUCUUUAACGUCUUCUCAAUCCUUCUGCAGAAAUUGAUUCUCCAUGUUCUGCACAAUCCACUUUGAAGAAGGCUCUUAAAUGCCCAACAUCUUGUUCUUGAUGUUUGAGAUUGAUGUAUCCAAUUCUGAGUGAAAUCUUCUUUUCCGGGUGUAUGAUCAAUUCCACUGUGAGACGCAGGACCCAUUUAGUUCAAUCAUUCUCCGUUGCCUUCCUCUACUGGCUCUACUACGUUUCAUGAUUUCUACCCAGAAUCAAACUUUCUAUUUAUAGUUUCUGUAUUACUGUUACUACUACUAUUUUUCAUCAGCGUUUUUCUUUUUCGGUUUUUUAAGUGUCUGGGUCCUGCGUCCUCCAAUCCAAGGUUCGAUUUUUCUUGUGUGUUUACGUUUUGAUUGAAGUGUUGGUCAGUUUGGAUGGCUUCGUCGAGUGGAACAUCUUCAGGGUCGUCUCUGCUUCAGAAUUCGGGUUCAGAGGAGGACCUGCAGGCGGUGAUGGAUGAGAGGAAGAGGAAGAGAAUGAUAUCGAACCGCGAAUCCGCGAGGCGAUCCCGAAUGAGGAAGCAGAAGCACUUGGAUGAUCUGGCAUCACUGGUGACUCAGCUGAGGAGCGAGAAUCACCAGAUUCUGACAUCGGUGACCCUCACCACCCAGAAGUACUUGGCGGUGGAGGCGGAGAACUCGGUGCUGAGAGCACAGGUAAGCGAGUUGAGCCACAGGUUAGAGUCUCUGAACGAGAUCAACCACUUCUUGAACGCCACCAAUGGUGUCUUUGGGCCUCCGGGCCCAUCUCCAACCUCCUUCCUUGAGCCCGAGGGUAGUAGCAACUUCUUCAACAACCCUUUCAACAUGGCAUAUCUCAGCCAACCGAUCAUGGCUUCGGCAGAUAUGUUGCAGUACUGAGAUGGGUUUGUUUGUGUUUAGGUUCGUGUUUGGUAGGGAGAUUGUAAUCGGUGGUGGCAGAGAGAGAGAGAGAGAGAGAGUGAGUGCGAUGAGGAAUAAUGAUGAAUGUGUAUCAUAUGAUAAAGUAGGUAAGCUUGUUGGUGCUGCUUCUGUGAACGGGCCCUGUGCUCUUCUCAUAUCAGAUCAUCCUAUUAUUGCAGCAACUGUACUUCCUGUGUUACACUUGCAGUGUUUAUGUAAUAUCACCAAAUCAUAUAACAUGUUUUAUUUCA
Messenger RNA from Vigna umbellata (rice bean), 1267 nucleotides. Lineage: Eukaryota; Viridiplantae; Streptophyta; Magnoliopsida; Fabales; Fabaceae. The record is from RefSeq and is a predicted model, not a curated record.